AUGGAGAAAUUGGAGCAAGUUCUUCUGAGAGUCUAUUUCCAUCUUGACUUAUCUAACCACUCUAGGCAGCCUGUGAAUUUAAAGUCACUAACUACUUUUGAAAAUUAUUGCUGCUCAAAUUCAUUCCUCCUUCUAAUAAAGCAGCAAAUUAUUGUAUCCCAAGGUAUGCAACAUCAUAAAAUAAGCACAUAUAAUCAUAGCUGUGUCUAUAUUCGGAUAAAAAAUCGUUUUUAA
Blepharisma stoltei is the source of this 234-nucleotide messenger RNA. NCBI's taxonomy places the organism in Eukaryota, Ciliophora, Heterotrichea, Heterotrichida, Blepharismidae. The record is from the annotation of a GenBank genome assembly.